This is a messenger RNA of Botrytis byssoidea, 2160 nucleotides long. RefSeq lists its product as uncharacterized. NCBI's taxonomy places the organism in Eukaryota, Fungi, Ascomycota, Leotiomycetes, Helotiales, Sclerotiniaceae. Gene Ontology annotation, biological process: telomere maintenance; DNA repair. The record is from RefSeq and is a predicted model, not a curated record. The transcript has a single exon. Bases 1 to 2160 code for a protein of 719 amino acids. Gene Ontology annotation, molecular function: ATP hydrolysis activity; DNA helicase activity.
AUGGGUAAAAGAGGACCGAAAAAGAACUACUUUGUAGUAUGUCGAGGUAGAACAACUGGAAUUCUUGAUGGGUGGGCUCAAUGUGAGGCAUCUACAUCAGGUUUCUCGGGUGCCAAAUUCAAAGGUUAUGAGACUCAUGAUGAAGCUCAAAAAGCAUGGAAUGAGUGGUUACAAUCUCAAGGCUUUGCGCCUACUGAAGGUGCACCACAUGAUACAUUAGAGCAUAAUCUUACAGAUAUCUCUAGAGUUGUAAAUCGAACCGCGAUUGACAAUCAUUUAAAAGUACGGGUAGGGCUAAAAAGGAAGUACGAAGAUGAAGAUGCUUCCAUGAACAUCAAUGAUAGUGUCGUAAUAACCUCUGCUCGGCCGAUCGAAGCAGAAGUCAGUGCUAUAUCAACCGAAAAGACCUUUAUUGACCUUACAGAAAUUCCAGAACGUACAAUGUCGACUGACAGACUUCUCGAUCCCGAAGGAGGAAAAACACCAUUGUUCAAGAAGGCAAAAUCUGGCGACAGCACACCUACACUAAACCCUGAUGUUGAAAUUCCAGACUCAGAAUUUGAGUUAUCUGAUGAAGAAAUUUUCGAUAACAUCACUCCAACCUGUGAAGAUGUUCCUAAGCCCGUUGAACUUACAACCGAGCAGAAAUCAGUCGUCAAGAUGGCAAUGGGUAGAGAUAAUAUUUUCCUCACCGGUGCCGCUGGAUCUGGGAAAACGGUUACCCUACUGCAAAUCAUAGAAAAGCUAAAGAAAACGCUACAGGAUAACAAUUCAAAUAUGCCGAAAGUUCAGGUUGCUGCUCCUACUGGAUUGGCGGCACUGCCCUUGAAUGGAAGAACAACAUAUUCAGUUGCUGGAUGGAAACCAGAUUCAUUUAAAAUGCCCCUUGAUCAGCUUCUUGGCGAUGAUAACAUAAAGAAGAGAACAAUUAAAGCUCUUCGAAAGUUAGAAGUUCUCAUAUUGGAAGAAAUUUCAAUGGUUGAAAGCCAAUUUCUUGAGCGUUUCAAUUUACUUCUCCAGACGGUAAAGCAAACCAAGAAACCUUUCGGGGGUAUUCAAGUGAUAUUUCUGGGUGACUUUUAUCAACUUCCUCCUGUGAAACCAUUCGAGCAUUGCAUCAUGUGUGGAGUUGAAAUGGCUGGGGCAUUUGACCGUGUUUGUAAGAGUAAUCUAUGCAAAGAUCGUUCAGAUAAUAUCCCUUUCAAGCCGGGUGAUAAAUGGGCAUUCAAUGCUCCCGUGUGGAAACAGCUUAAGUUUAGACAUGUCAAGUUGGAGCAAAUUCAUCGACAAAAGGACGAGAAGUUCAAAGACCUGUUAAACAAAGUUCGCAAUGGUGUUGACUUGAGUGAUGCAGAAUGGCAUGAUUUGAUACGUCCAAAGGUGCUUCCACCCCAUGCUUUUCCUAUACGUCUCAUGGCAAAGCGUUUUGAUGUUGACAGGUUCAAUGAUUCUCAACUGGAUUUGAUAAAAUCAGAAGCAAAGGUCUGGGAAGCCCUUGAUGAUUCAUGUCAGCUCUAUCGAAAUGACCUUGAUUACCUGCGUCAGCACGAGAUUAACAGGAAGGUGGAAGAAUACAAAAUCGCCAUAUCGGAAUAUCAUCGUUUUCCCAAAAGGUUGACGCUAAAAGUUGGUGCGAAAGUAGUUUUACUUCACAACCAAGAACAAAAAGGUGGCUUGGUGAACGGAUCUCAGGGUACUAUAGUCGGAUUCGUAAAUGCACAAAAAUGGCCAGCAGCUGUGAUCCAGGGUGACCAUGCAGAUUGGCGACAAGUUCAAAUGAACCAUUUUAUUGAGAAGAACCCUUGGAGACCUGUCGUGAAGUUUACGGAUGGUAAAACAACUGCAAUCGCGCCGGUUUCAUCAGAGACUUUGAUGGGAACUGUAGAAGAUAGAUAUCUCGCUUGCAGAACUCAAAUACCACUCAUCUUAGCCUGGGCUUUGUCGAUUCAUAAAAGUCAAGGUAUGACGAUGGAACAUGUUGAGGUAUCAAGAAAAGAUAUUUUUGAGUCAGGUCAAUUAUAUGUUGCUUUAUCACGGGCAACGACGUUGGAGGGCCUCACGGUUACAGGUUACUCCAGGGAACAAAUCGCUAUGGAUGAGGAUGUUGUGGACUUUUAUCAAAAGACGCAGUGGGAGAACUUACAGCCUCCUUCUGAAUGA